AUGGCGCCGUUCGCAGACUUUGUUUUCGAAAUAGCGCAAAGACUGGCCGAAUUGGGACCAGACUUAGCUGAGACGUUACUCAUGGAAGCAGUGAUCGUCUUUUCUGAGAGACCAGGACUACUAGAUACGUACAGAAUACAGGAAACUCAGGAAGUCUAUAUGGAUGCUCUUCAACAGUACAUUGACGUAAAAAGACCAAGGAAUUUCACACUCUUUCAUCGUCUCAUUGCCAUUCUUGGAGAUCUGCGAAGAUUCUGCACAGAGCAUGUGAAUGCCUCAUCUUCAAACAACGACUACGAUAGCAUCAUGGAUGUAAAGCCGGAGAAGGCAAUUUUGGAACAAAUAAUGCUGCAGAAAGCCCCACACUUCUCUGCGUAUCAUAUAUCUCGUUGA
Molecule: messenger RNA, 393 nt
Organism: Strongylus vulgaris
Lineage: Eukaryota; Metazoa; Nematoda; Chromadorea; Rhabditida; Strongylidae
Source: the annotation of a GenBank genome assembly